Aspergillus nomiae NRRL 13137 is the source of this 3228-nucleotide messenger RNA. RefSeq lists its product as uncharacterized. The transcript is spliced from 3 exons. NCBI's taxonomy places the organism in Eukaryota, Fungi, Ascomycota, Eurotiomycetes, Eurotiales, Aspergillaceae. The coding region runs from base 1 to 3228 and encodes 1075 amino acids. Gene Ontology annotation, molecular function: enoyl-CoA hydratase activity. The record is from RefSeq and is a predicted model, not a curated record. Gene Ontology annotation, cellular component: mitochondrion. Gene Ontology annotation, biological process: fatty acid beta-oxidation.
AUGUGUGCGUCAAAAAACGAUGCCCUUUUCGAUGAAAUUCACCUAUCCGACAACGCAAAGCCCUUGAUAGACCCUAAUACCUGUGCCACAUUCGUCGUUCGUUUGCUUCAUCAUGCUCGCCAACUGUGGCCGCAAGCACAGCUUCCUAUUGUGCGUACAUUCGCAUUUUACCUUACUCUCCUGGAACCAGAGGGGGCUGGUACUAUGGCAUCAGCGACACCGCGAAAUGUCCAGGUGCUGGCUGGGAAAUGCAAUACAUUUCUUCGGUUACUCUCGCUACCUUGCAGACAGGGACCUUUCACUUCGGCUUCAAUACAGCAGCAGGCACAGUUCGAGCUCCUGAGAGCAAUGGCCAGAAAUCAGCCAGUCCUGCCCGUCACGCGUCGAGGGUACCAAGCUAUCAUCGCGGUACAGCUAGCCCAUAAAAAAACAUUAGCCGAGAGACAAUCCGCAGAACUAAAGGCUCCAUCAUGGCCGCCAUGGAAGGAGGAAAAGCUAGGUCUUGACUCCCAGAGAGGAAUCGAAGGAUUGAGGAGCCGUGCUAUGCGAGUGAUGUCUCAGAUGAAAGAAGCAGGUUAUGCUCAUAGUCGCUGGGAGGAAGUAUCCAGUAUCUUUGCCGGAUGGGACACGGACAAGAGUCCUACUAUUCAAACAAGGACCCUAGCGCGCCAGCCAUGGCGUCUGCGUGGACGUGUUGGGAAUGCGGGCCACCACGCAAUCUGGGAAGCUCGUAUCCGGGCUACAAGGACUGUGCGAGAAGCCUGGGCUUGUUUUCUGUCGUAUCGAGACCAAGGCUUACCUCCACGCGGGAGCAUCUACACUGCAAUGGCCGAGAAAUUGAUCUAUCGGCGAAACGCAUUGUAUUCCAAUUUUGAUCAAACGAGUCAUGCUUUGCCAGGUGAUGCUUUGGAAACUUUUCCCGAACCCUUGUCUGCACGAGACUUAAUUUAUGUGCAUACGGAGCCACCCACGUUAGACGAGCUCCUCACACAAAUGCUCUCUGACGGGAUCCGGCCGCAGGCAAGAUUUCUUUCUCUCUUGCUACGACACGCGCCGAGCUUUAGAUCUGGCCUGGAAUACCUGAGCUGCAGUGAUUUGUCUAAUGAGCAGAUCAGAGCCUUGUGCACCGUCUGGGCACAUAAGUCUGUCUACGACGAACAAAGUCGAAAAGUUGUAAACGAACUUCCCGCCCAUCUAUUCUCAGCCUUUGUAUACUUCUUGUGCAAGUUCUCGACCUUCGGUGAAUUGUCAGCCAGACAUGCGAGAGACGCAUUUCCGAUCAUAUUGGGCAGUUCGCAGAUGGCACAAGGGGAGACAUCGACCCUUUUCUCCCAGGAUGAGUACUUAGGAAAUGGAAAGGAAUAUCGGCACCCAAAGACGUUAGCACACGCCAUCGAACUGCUUAGAGUACGGCACCCCGGGUCCCCUCAAGCAUGGGUUUUUGUGUUGUCGGCUUUGAACAAAGACCGCGUCACGAGUCGUUUUCCCAAUAUGAAUAGAAACAUCCAGCGUGUUAUAGCUUGGCACGAAAUCCUAGAAAUUACAGGACGGAUGGAGUAUCACGAUAUUCAACUCGGCCUGCAGGGCUUCCAGACUUUAUGCAGCGGUUUUUCAAGGGCGGUAAACGCUGGGAUCCAGAGCCUCGAUGCUGUGGAAGAAGCCCUGGAGGUCGUUGGUAACGCUGCGAACCAGGGAAAGCUGGCAUACAUAGGUCUCGCCUGCCCGCGAUUCGAGGAUAUGGUCCAGAAUGGUCUGCGGGGCCUUAAAGACCAAUUUGACCGACUUGUUCUUCCAGACUCUAAAACUCCAUCAUUGUUUGGGUCUGGUAGACCAUCAUCCGACAAUGCCACCGAUGCCCAAGUAAUUUUGCCACCAUUACUUCAUGUGCCUUCUCCUGCCGUUCUUCACGCAUUUGUCAGAUCAUUGGGUUUGGCUGAAGAUUACGAUGGCCUCUUAAGCCUUCUCCGAUGGAUGUCUCAGUAUGCGGCGCCCCUUAAGGAGGCGUCCGAUGAGUACUUGAAUGGUGCGGUGAUGAUGCGACGAACUUUGGUGGCAAUGCGGUUAUUUCUCGAGGGAUAUCAGGAAAGGCAGUCUUGGGAAUCACUCCGUUGGACAGCCUCAGCUGCGCAAGCGCGUGGCUUAAGGGGAUAUGAGCAUACAAGUGAGGUUUCCCCCGAAGAUUCCGAGAGAUUGUCAUUCUCCGAUCCGAAUCUGCAAGAGGCAUAUGACAUAGUCACGGCAACGCACGUUUGGGGCCCCUGGCCUAGCGACGAGGAAGUCGAGGAAUAUUACGCUAAUCACCUUUAUCACUCGAAGAUGCCGCCACGCCUGCCUCUUUUACAUACAUUGCGACAGCCCUCGGUCUUGUCGGUUCGUGUCAGAGUCACAAGAUUCAGCACCGCGGCGGAUGAUGCAGUGAUACAGACCCAGCAGAUCCCUGCGCCCGGCUCCGGGAAUAUUCGAGUCCUGCUGCUGAACAGACCCAAAGCCCGGAACGCAAUUUCCAAGAAUCUUUUGGACAGUCUGGAUAAGCAUGUCCAGUCGAUAUCUGCGGAGGGAGGCACCGGUCCGACACGGGCCUUGGUCAUUGCCAGUAAUGUGGAUUCGGCCUUUUGUGCGGGCGCAGACUUGAAAGAGCGAGUAAAUAUGACCAAGGAAGAGACAAAUGAAUUCUUGUCCAAGCUGCGCGGUACGUUCCGUGAUCUGGCUGGGCUACCCGUCCCCACAAUUUCUGCCGUGUCUUCUACGGCGCUGGGAGGUGGGCUAGAGCUCGCUUUAUGUACGCAUCUACGUGUCUUUGGCUCAUCCAGCAUUGUUGGAUUGCCCGAGACCAGACUAGCUAUCAUCUGGGGCGGGAGGCACGUACGCCUGCCGGGGAUUGUUGGGGUGAACCGCGCCCGAGACCUCAUUCUCACUGGGCGACGUGUGUCGGGCGCCGAGUCAUACUUUAUGGGGCUCUGCGAUCGGCUCGUCGAAAUCUUACCUGAAGAGGAGCAAAAGGAGGGCGCGGCGCGCGAGAAAGUGCUCCGGGAGAGCAUCAAACUGGCCAUGGACAUCUGCGAAGGUGGACCCAUCGCUAUCAAGCAGGCACUGCAGGCCGUGAAUGACUUCCAGAAGGGCGAGGUGGCAGAAAACAAGGCUUAUGACGGUGUGGUGGAGACGGAGGAUCGCUUCGAGGCUUUGCGGGCGUUCGCCGAGAAGAGGAAGCCUGCUUUCCGGGGGCGAUGA